Molecule: messenger RNA, 304 nt
Organism: Staurois parvus
Lineage: Eukaryota; Metazoa; Chordata; Amphibia; Anura; Ranidae
Source: the annotation of a GenBank genome assembly
AUGUACUCUCCCAAGAAAACAAAAAACCUCUCUAGCAAUACACACCAAAAUGAGCAUGUGCAGAGUGUCUCCGCUAUAUGUCUUAUCAUCAGGAGAUAAGAGGGGGACACUGAAAGAAGGGGAGGAUCAGGGAAGUCAGGAUCAAACAGCAUUUUUAAACAAUGCAGAGGAUAACCCCUUAGGUUCUACAGUGAGUAUAACAAGCAUGCUUUACUGCCAGGGGCGGACUGACAACUCAUGGGACCCCCGGGCAAUAGGGGAUCAUGGGGCCCCUGUAUCCUUGCCCAAACUCAAAAAAGCCUAU